This is a messenger RNA of Scylla paramamosain (green mud crab), 2672 nucleotides long. Its product is annotated as mucin-2-like. Bases 60 to 2471 code for a protein of 803 amino acids. The transcript has 9 exons. The record is from RefSeq and is a predicted model, not a curated record. Lineage: Eukaryota; Metazoa; Arthropoda; Malacostraca; Decapoda; Portunidae.
UCUUUCUACACCGUCCCACACGGAUCUCCAGCAGGAAAACAUAGUUUGUUUCUCAAAACAUGAGUCACUUUAACGCAUGCGCAGGCAGGGCCAGCGGGCAGGCGAAGACCACAGUAAGUGAAGAUCAGCAGUCUAACAGAACAGCAGCAGACUGCAAGAAGAGGCACACACUCCUUCCUGCGCCUCGCCUCGACAUGGCCUUCGUCGUGCUGUGUCUGGCCCUGGUGUUGGUGCCGUGGACUGCCGCCUCGCCCGUCCACAACUCCACUGCUCUUAGGAUCACCGACGACCACAAUAACCGAACGAGAAGAUGCUUCGGCCAUCAUGGCGGCCAUCAUGGAGGUUACAACUCGUGGCCUUGGUGCAACAACUAUUACUUUGACCCCUGUUACAACCCCUGUUGGCCAUCAUGGCCAACAUCAUCUGUACCCACUACCACGAAGCCCACCACCUGGCCCACUUACUACCCCACUCUUCCGCCCAUCACCAGGCCGCCCUACACACCCAUGCCUACCUACAUCCCCAUCAUGCCCACGAGACCGCCCAGACCCCCCACGAGGCCACCCUACACACCCAUAAUGCCCACGAGACCGCCAAGACCCCCCACGAGGCCAACUUAUAGACCCAUAAUGCCCACGAGACCGCCCGUACCAUCCACGAGGCCAACUUAUAGACCCAUAAUGCCCACGAGACCACCCAGACCCACCACGAGGCCAACUUACAGACCCAUAAUGCCCACGAGACCGCCCAGACCCACCACGAGGCCAACUUAUAGACCCAUCAUGCCCACGAGACCACCCAGACCCACCACGAGGCCAACUUAUAUACCCAUAAUGCCCACGAGACCGCCCAGACCCACCACUUGGCCAACUUAUAUACCCAUAAUGCCCACGAGACCACCCAGACCCACCACGAGGCCAACUUAUAUACCCAUAAUGCCCACGAGACCACCCAGACCCACCACAAGGCCAACUUACAGACCCAUCAUGCCCACGAGACCACCCAGACCCACCACGAGGCCAACUUAUAUACCUAUAAUGCCCACGAGACCACCCAGACCCACCACAAGGCCAACUUACAGACCCAUCAUGCCCACGAGACCACCCAGACCCACCACAAGGCCAACUUAUAUACCCAUAAUGCCCACGAGAACGCCUAGACCCACCAGACCGCCCUACACACCCAUCAUGCCCACGAGGACACCGAUACCCGAGAGGCCGCCCUACACACCCAUCAUGCCCACGUGGACACCUAUACCCACGAGACCGCCUUACACACCCAUCAUGCCCACGAGAACACCUAUACCCACGAGACCGCCCUACACACCCAUCCUGCCCACGAGGACACCCAUACCCACCAGGUGGCCGACCUACACACCCAUCAUGCCCACGAGGACACCCAGGCCUACUUACAUCCCUAUCAUGCCCACGAGAACAGCUAUACCCACCAGGUGGCCGACCUACACACCCGUGAUGCCGACAGUGACCUCUUAUCCUACCUUUCCAACAGUGACAGAUUCCUACAGGAAGAGAGGGUGCAACAGAGUCUGCGUCGACGAGCACAAAAUGCAUUACUGCUGCGACACAACUACCACGCAGCCCCCCACCACUCUAGCGUCGCUGGGCACGUGUCCACCUCAGAUAUAUCCCUGCACACUGCCCGCCAACCACACGACUCAACGUGACUGUAUGUUUGACUACCAGUGUCCGGACGACCACGGGUGUUGCUACGACCACUGCCUUCAAGAGUACAAGUGUCGCCGCCUAAUGCAGCUCGCUUCCACUACCACGCCCACGACGGGCCUCUCGCACCGUCACAAGGACGAAACGAGAUUGGAGCGUUCCCUGCAGGAGGAAGAGCCUACAGUUGUGCCAGAGACACUCGCAGCCAGUGAGACCCAGGCAAGCAGGCAUACUCCCACCUUCACGGUGAUGCAGCCACAGAUGACCACAGGACGCCACGGCGAAGAGGCGCGCCUCGCCGUGAUGGUGGACGAGGGUCGGCCAGGCAGCGGCCAACACCUCCAGCAGCUUCUCAUACGUCUGCAGCAGCCCAGCCUUCCCAUCCUGUUCCUGCCCCUCCACCCGCUGGCGGACGAGAGGAGGACAGUGUGGGAAGUGGUGCAGUGCGCGACGCAGGCAGCCCCAGAGCAGAAGGCAGCCGUACACUUGGUGGGCUGUGUUCUGGCAGCCCCGCCUCCACCCAUGGCCCGGCUCGACUCCUUCCUCUCUUCAGUCAGAAAGUGUGGACGUGACCACCGUGUGAGCUGGACGAGCCUACAGCUUUGCGUGGACCAUGGUAAGGGACGAGGCAUGCUGCGGGACGCCCUCCUGCGUCACGCUCGUCUGUUGCAAGCUGCCAGGACGCGUCAGAUGACCGCGGCGCGGCCUGUCGCUGCUGUCCUCGCCGUCAACGGGACCUUAGUGGAGAGAGACACUAUGCCCAUCCCAGCCAUCAUCUCAGUCAAAUAGAUGCCCUGCGGCCUACCUACUGGACGGCGGGACAACUUUGACAGUCGCCUCAUAGCACAUCACUGCCAAGGUUUUCGAGCCACAUCUGCUCCCAACAUACAAUGUGUGUUUCAAAGGAUGUGGAGCAGUGGGGGAGCUUCUUUGUAUGAACUAGAUACGUAACCAGUUCUUAAGAUAAGGAAAAUAAAUCCUAAAUAUAUA